Sceloporus undulatus (fence lizard) is the source of this 1702-nucleotide messenger RNA. RefSeq names its product pancreatic alpha-amylase-like. Lineage: Eukaryota; Metazoa; Chordata; Lepidosauria; Squamata; Phrynosomatidae. Gene Ontology annotation, biological process: carbohydrate metabolic process. The record is from RefSeq and is a predicted model, not a curated record. Gene Ontology annotation, molecular function: cation binding; alpha-amylase activity.
AUAUAAAUAGUCACUAACAUCAACAAAGUAGAGUUCAUAGAAGAGAUUGCGCAGAACAGCAUGAAGAUUUUUCUUCUUUUAGUGGCUUUUGAGCUUUGUUGGGCUCAAUACAACCCAAAUACAAAGGCUGGAAGAACAUCUAUCGUCCACCUCUUUGAAUGGCGUUGGGCUGACAUUGCUCUGGAGUGUGAGCGCUAUCUAGCACCUAAUGGAUAUGGUGGAGUUCAGAUCUCCCCUCCAAAUGAAAACAUUGUCAUUACAAAUCCAUGGAGGCCAUGGUGGGAAAGAUAUCAGCCUAUCAGCUACAAGCUAUGUUCACGAUCUGGAAGUGAGAAUGAAUUGAUAGACAUGGUGACCAGAUGCAACAAUGUUGGAGUACAUAUUUAUGUUGAUGCUGUGGUCAAUCACAUGUGUGGCUCUGGAGGUGGGGCAGGCACCCAUUCUACUUGUGGAAGCUAUUUUAAUGCAGGUACGCGUGACUUCCCUGCUGUCCCAUACUCAGCCUGGGACUUCAACGAUGGGAAAUGCAAGACCUAUAGUGGAGAGAUUGAAAGCUACAAUGAUAUUUACCAGGUCCGUGACUGUCGGCUUGUUAGUCUUCUCGAUCUUGCACUAGAGAAGGACUACGUACGCUCCACAGUUGCUAACUAUAUGAACCGCCUGAUUGACAUUGGAGUAGCAGGAUUUCGGAUUGAUGCUUCCAAGCAUAUGUGGCCUGGGGACAUGAAAGCAUUUUUAGACAAACUAAACAAUUUGAACACUCGAUGGUUUGCUCAAGGAACAAGGCCAUUCAUCUUUCAAGAGGUGAUUGAUUUGGGUGGAGAGGCCAUCUCAGCCAGUGAAUACUUUGGAAAUGGCCGGGUAACAGAAUUCAAAUAUGGUGCAAAACUAGGGACUGUCAUCCGUAGAUGGAAUGGAGAAAAGAUGGCUUAUCUAAAGAACUGGGGAGAAGGCUGGGGCUUUAUGCCUUCUGAUAGAGCUGUUGUCUUUGUCGAUAAUCAUGACAACCAGCGAGGACAUGGUGCUGGGGGAGCUUCCAUUUUGACUUUUUGGGAUCCCAGGCUCUACAAAAUGGCAGUUGGUUUCAUGCUUGCUCACCCCUAUGGUUUUACACGUGUCAUGUCAAGUUUCCGCUGGUCAAGGCAUUUUGAGAAUGGAAAGGAUGUCAAUGACUGGAUUGGCUCCAGCAAUUCUGAUGGGUCAACUAAAUCAGUUACUAUUAAUCCAGAAAACUGUGGCAACGACUGGGUCUGUGAACAUCGAUGGCGUCAGAUAAGGAACAUGGUUAUUUUCCGCAAUGUUGUCGAGGGACAGGCGUUUACCAAUUGGUGGGACAAUAACAGCAAUCAAGUGGCAUUUGGUCGUGGAAACAAAGGAUUCAUUGUCUUCAAUAAUGAUGAUUGGAACUUGUCUGAAACAUUGCAAACCGGCCUUCCUGCAGGCACAUAUUGUGAUAUCAUUUCUGGCGAGAAGGAGGGGAAUAACUGUACUGGAAUUAGAAUUGAAGUCCAAGGUGAUGGCAAAGCUUAUUUUCAGAUUAGCAACAGUGCUGAAGACCCAUUUGUUGCAAUUCAUGUUAAUGCUAAAUUAUAAUUUGAACCUAACAAAUGUCCUUCCUUGAUCUUGCUUUCCUCCAUAACUGGACUGAUGUAGGAAUACGGAUUCCUUUAAAAAUGAGAAUAAAUGGUUGCAAUGUCCAAUA